ACCAAAGUAAAGGGGGUAACUCCAUUAAUUUUUUCCCCAAUAGUUUGAGAGGGAAAAUUUUGGGAAAAAAAUUCACCCGCCAUAAACUCAUGGUACAAAGGGGCCCAUUCUCUUAUCCAACACUUUUGUUUUUACACUACUUUUUCAGCUAAUUUGUUUUUAGAAAGCUUUUUUUUAAUUUUUUUAACCCUUUGGUAGAGUCCAACUUAGACUCAAGUAGGUAGAGACCAAGAAUUUAUCCCUUACGUUCUACGAUCAACUCUUCCCUCCCAAAAGUUCCAAGAAGUCAACCAUUAUGCACAAAGUGGUGCUAUUCAAAAUCGAGUCUAUUUAGUUAGUUUUUUUUUAAAGACACAAGGCAAACAAACCCUUUUUUUUUUUUUAAUUUUUUUUUUAUUAUUUUUUUUAAUAAAAAAAAAAAAAAACCAAAAAAACCUUUGAAAAACUACCCUUUUCAUCAACUCAGUUAUUCAGCAUUUCAGCUGACUACCCAGAAAACUCAAACCUGUUUUACUCACUCCUUCAAAAACCUAGUACUCACUCCCAUUCAUAUAUAAAUUCACCCAAAAAAAAAAAAAAAAAAACUGCAAAAAUUGAGAAGCAGAAAACCCCCCCCAAAAAGGGUUUUUAAUUCAGUAACAAUCAAAUUGAGUUUUGUGGGUUUCCGUAACAUUCAAUUUCUGGGGUUUUUUUGGUUCUUCAAUUCGACUGCAAUUUCGAGUCCUGUGAAUUAUUUUUCAACCCAGUGUGUUAGGGUUCUUCUAUCGAUCAAUUUUGAUAAAGGUGAUCGUUUCCGAGUUGGUGUAUGGAGAUGGAUGAGGAAUUGAUCACUGCUUGCAAGGACAAGUUGUUACAAUUCCGGUUAAUAGAGCUAAAGGAUGUUCUUACUCAAGUAGGCCUUCCAAAGCAAGGGAGGAAGCAGGAUCUUGUGGACAGAAUUUUGGCCUUGCUUUAUGAUGAAGGCACUCCAGGUCUCUUCAAGAAUAAUGUCAAUGGGAAGGAAGGAUUGGUGGAAAUAAUUGAAGAUGCAUACAGAAAGAUGCAUGAAUCCGGAAGUAAUGGCUCAAGUGCAAAAAAACAAAAUUGUUCAGGUAGCAGCAGAACGCAACCUAAAGAGGAAGCUGAAGAUUUAAAUGAGUUAGAAAAGAAAAUUCGUUGUCCUUGUGGCAGUGAUGUUCCAGGAAGUGGUGCAUUGGUUCAGUGUGUGGAUCCAGAUUGCAAUGUAUGGCAACAUAGCAGCUGUGUGAUCAUUCCUGAGAAGGCAACAGAGAAGAUUUCCAUGCCUAUUCAGUUUUUAUGUGAAAUAUGUCGAGUGAAACGUGCCGAUCCCUUUUGGGCAACUAUGGCACAUCCUCUGUAUCCUGUCAAGCUAUCAUCUUCCACACUUCCUGUUGAUGGUACAAACCCACAUGUAACCGUGGAGAAGAACUUCAAAUUGACAAAGGCGGAUAGGGAAUUGUUGCAGAAGGCUGAAUAUGAUGUUCAGGCUUGGUGCAUGCUCUUUAAUGAUGGUGUUCCAUUUCGGAUGCAGUGGCCGCUAUAUGCUGAUCUGCAGGUUAAUGGUAUCCCUGUCAGGACUGUGAGUAGAGCUGUUUCACAGCAGUUAGGAGCUAAUGGACGUGAUGAUGGUGCAAAAAUUACAUUGUACAUUGUGGAAGGAGUUAAUAAGAUAUCCUUAUCUGGCGCUGAUGCCCGUACUUUUUGUUUUGGUGUCAAACUUGUGAGAAAGCGCACGCUUGAGCAGGUGCUAAGCAUAAUUCCCAAGGAAUCUGAUGGUGAAUCAUUUGUGGAUGCACUUGCUCGGGUUCAGCGUUGCAUUGGUGGUGGUAUUACGACUGGCAAUGACGACAGUGAUAGUGAUUUGGAGGUCAUUGCUGAUUCAAUCUCUGUUAAUCUCCGCUGUCCUAUGAGCGGCUCUAGAAUGAGGACUGCUGGAAGAUUCAGAGCUUGUGCACACAUGGGUUGCUUUGAUCUUGAAACUUUUGUGGGACUAAAUGAACGCUCUAGGAAGUGGCAAUGCCCUAUAUGUUUGAAGAACUACUGCCUUGAAGAUAUUAUUGUUGACCCUUUCUUCAAUCUUAUUCUAAAGAAGAUGCGAAGCUGUGGAGAAGAGUUAACUGAGAUUGACAUGAAGCCUGAUGGUUCUUGGCGAGUAAAGAAUGCCCGUGAAGUUGGGGAUCUUGCUCAGUGGCACGGCCCAGAUGGUUUGGUCCAGGUGUCCAACCUGUCACAAACUGCGAGGGAAUAUGUGUCAGAGUGCAAUACUUCAAAUCCAGGCAUGCCAAAUAAUGUUGCCAACUGGCAUGCUGUUGGACAAGGGAGUGACGAAGCUGAAAAUAUUGACCAGAAUAUUAUUACAAUGAGCAGCACUACCACAGGAGAUCUGAAAGAUGAUGGAGACCCGAGUAUCAAUCAAGAUGGUGUUUCUGAUAUGAAUGAACCCGAAGUUAGCUCAAGCCUGCCUAACUUUGGCCAAAUAUAUGAAUCCAAUGGCCAAAAUUGUAAUCUUCCUACUGCAUGUGCUGAUGUUAUUAUUCUCAGCGAUUCAGAAGAUGAUGAUGUUAGCCUGGUUUAUCCUGAAACUUUUCCUGUGGUUCAUGCAAAAAAUGAAGAAUACUCGAUUCCUGUGCCUGAAAAAGGUCUCAGCUCAUAUCCUGUUGGUUCUGAUGAGGGCCAUGGUAUUUUCAAUGUGAAUCCUGGUGAUUUUCUGAUUUCUCAGUCCCCUACACCCAAUAGUUUGCCAGGAGGUUCUGGAUUUGAUUUCUUUGGUACUUCUGGAGCUUUGCUAAAUGAGCACAAUCCUGCUGCCUACUCGGGACCUGUUAAUUGUGUGCUAGAUUCUGGCUCCACUAUGGAUCCUGUUCCCCAUGUGAUCGCCUCAUAUGAUCCCCACAACUCAUUUGACCAUCAAUUUGCCUCUGCUAAUGCAGACAUCCCUCUAGAAGUUAUCCUUCCAGAUCCAGUUGUUUCCGGAAAUGAGCUGCCAGUUUUAAAUAGCAGUCCUGGUGAGGAUUGGAUUUCUUUGAAAACAGGGGCUAAUGGAAAUGAGAGUUCCAGCAGCAAUGUGGAGGCUCAUCAGGAAUCUGCUUGCGAAAAUGGGCUGGAUUUGCAAAACCAGUUUAGGUUCAACGAAGAUUCUUUACUUCAAAGGACUCAUGGUGAAUCUGGAUGUGGAUCUGAUGUUGCUGCUGGUAGAAAAAGGUCUGAUGGUCCUUUCACAUUCCCUCGCCAGCAAAGAUCUCAAAGAAGACGGCCUUGUAUACAAACAUCUAAUAACCUCACAUCCAAUCAAUGUAAAUAGUAGUAGCACACUCAGACGUGUAAUAGACCUUCCAUGGGACCAUUGUGGGAGGCUAUUUAUUGAAUUGGCUUUCCAUUUCUA
Chenopodium quinoa (quinoa) is the source of this 3382-nucleotide messenger RNA. Its product is annotated as E3 SUMO-protein ligase SIZ1-like. The transcript has 17 exons. Gene Ontology annotation, molecular function: zinc ion binding; SUMO ligase activity. NCBI's taxonomy places the organism in Eukaryota, Viridiplantae, Streptophyta, Magnoliopsida, Caryophyllales, Amaranthaceae. The record is from RefSeq and is a predicted model, not a curated record. Gene Ontology annotation, biological process: protein sumoylation. Bases 806 to 3301 code for a protein of 831 amino acids.